Messenger RNA from Trachymyrmex cornetzi, 620 nucleotides. RefSeq lists its product as uncharacterized. The record is from RefSeq and is a predicted model, not a curated record. The coding region runs from base 27 to 545 and encodes 172 amino acids. Lineage: Eukaryota; Metazoa; Arthropoda; Insecta; Hymenoptera; Formicidae. The transcript has 4 exons.
UCUCCUGUUCUUGUUGUCAAAGCGUGAUGAUCCUGUAUACUAAAGAGCGGAAAAAUUUAUGUGUCAAUUUCACAUAUCAGGGAAACGGACUGAACGUGGAUGUCACAUUGAGUUCGGACAGAAUCAGUACCAGAACAGUCACGAAUUUUCAGGCGUUCCAGUUUUGCGAGUUUGUUCCCGGUUGUCUUUUCUCGACUGCAUGUAUCAACGUUUUAGAACUCAACCAAUCUGCUACAUCUAUUACGGCUUGCCCCCGCCUCGAUAUUUACGCCAAGAAACGACUUUGGCAGAUUAAUUACGACUGCAUAAGUAUAUUAACAGAAUUGCCGAUGAUGUCAACUGACGACAUUGACGACACAAUGAGAAUGACGGACAUGACAAUCGAAGAAACAUCUUCGGCAGAAAGUAGACAGUCGACAUCGAGCGAAUCAACGAUUGUGCAAACAUCGGAAAUGAAUGUCACGGAAACAAACGGAAGGCCAGAAGAAGCGGAGGAUAUCACCGAGAUAUCGGAAAUUUUUGAAGAAAUAAUACCGAUUAAAUGACAAUCGAAAUUGUGAUUGUUGCAAAGAGAAAAAUAACUGCGGAAUAGUGGAAGAAAUAAUUAAUAAGAUAUAACG